CUUUGAGUUUCCAGGCAUCUCCGUGUCUCCUCCGGCUCAGUCGCGCAUGGUGGUGUGAAGAGAGACGCAUUUGGCGGUUAUGGUCGAUCAACGCUCCUUUCAUCCUCUCAAGUGCAUCCGAGGCACGCGACGGCCGCGCGCGAGGUGAACGGAUCCUGUUUCCAUUUUUUGUAACGGAUUAAAAAAAAAGAGAGAGAGAAAAGAAAGAUGCGCCGCAAAACCUAACGAGCCCACAUCUUCACCAAUGUGCGUUAAAGAUGACAUUGGGGAUAUACCUAUAGCAGGACUGUGAGCUCGGCCAACCCUUCUUUGCAGGAAAAUGCAUCCCUGGAUUUCGUAUGUUUUGCUAAGUGCAGCGUCAGUGUGCACGGCCGACAUGAUUGGCACUUAUGGGGAGAUGUGUCAAAGACUGUGUGCCUGCGAGGAGAGAGAGGGGAUACUUACAGUGAGCUGCGAAAACAGAGGAAUUGUGAGUCUCGCAGACGUAACCCCGGUGUUCUUCCCCCAGUAUCAUCUGCUGCUCACAGGGAAUCUACUGAAAAAGCUGUCUGCCGAUGAUCUUGUCGAGUACAAGGGACUUACGAUAUUGCAUCUGGGAAAUAACGACAUAUCAGAGGUUGAAGCAGGAGCUUUUAACGGACUUCAGGGAUUAAAGCGCUUGCAUCUGAACAAUAACAAAAUUGAUGCCUUGAAGGAAGAGUUUUUCUUUGGCCUUGAAAGUUUGGAAUAUCUACAACUCGAUUAUAAUUAUAUCACCCAUGUGGCGCCCAACGCCUUCGGCGGGCUGCGGCAUCUGGAGGUCCUGAUUCUGAAUGACAACUUGAUAUCAGCUCUGCCGGUGAAUAUUUUCCAGCACGUGCCGUUGACUCAUUUGGACUUGAGGGGGAAUCAGCUCAAAGUGCUCCCCUACUCAGGUCUGCUGGAGCACAUGAACGGCGUUGUGGAGCUACAGCUGGAGGAGAACCCGUGGAACUGCUCCUGCGAGCUGAUCGCCCUCAAAACCUGGCUGGAGAGCAUAUCGUACAUGGCUCUGGUCGGCGACGUCGUCUGCGAGUUCCCAUUUCGGCUCCACGGCAGGGAUGUUGAUGAGGUCUCAAAACAGGAGUUGUGCCCGAGGAGAGCCAUCGCUGAAUAUGAGAUGCCACCCCUGCCACAUUUGAGCAGCGAUGCAUACUUCAGGACCACGCCAAGUCUUGUUACAGCUUCCUUCACUUCAUCGGGGAUCGCGCGGUCCUCAUCAAGACCCACCAAGGCACCUCGACAAUCUGGCAAAUUAAAAGCAAGACCCACAGCUCGCGUCCCGUCUAAUAAGCCACAAAAUUAUGGACAAAUCAUUUCAUAUCAGACCAAAUCCCCCGUGCCUUUAGACUGCCCGACUGCCUGCACCUGCAAUCUUCAGAUUUCAGACCUCGGCCUGAACGUGAACUGCCAGGAGAAAAAGAUUGAGCAUAUAUCUGACUUAAAUCCCAAACCCUACAACCCCAAAAAGAUGUAUCUCACUGGGAAUUACAUCCCUGUCGUGCGUCGAUCAGAUUUUAUUGAGUCGACUGGGUUAGAUUUGCUUCAUCUUGGCAACAAUCGCAUAGCUCGCAUACACGACAGAGCGUUUGGCGAUCUGACACAUCUGAGAAGACUUUACCUCAAUGGGAAUUUGAUAGACCGCCUCAAAGCGGACAUGUUUUACGGUUUGGAAACCUUACAGUUCUUAUAUUUAGAAUACAACGUCAUCAAAGAGGUUUCCCCCGACACCUUUCAGCACGUGCCCAAACUUCAGCUUCUUUUUCUCAACAACAACCUCCUGAAAACGUUACCAGUGGGGACGUUCAAGGGCCUGACGCUAGCCAGGCUAAAUCUUCGCAGCAACCACCUGCGCUACCUGCCAGUCAGCGGCGUGCUGGAUCAGCUCACGGCCCUGGUGCAAGUCGACUUGUUUGAGAAUCCCUGGGAAUGCUCUUGCACCAUCCUGGAGCUGAAGAUGUGGCUGGAGCAGCUCAGCACAGGCACGGUUCUAAACAAUGUCAUCUGUGGCUCGCCUAAGAAACUAGCCGGGGAGGAUAUGAGAUACAUUAAGACAUCUAAUUUCUGCCCUAAUAACUCUGAUAUACUUGCCUCCAUGAUCCCACCCUCGGAGGAGUCUUUCCCUGGAAGCACUAUCACCAUAGAAACAUCCCUGGACUCUGACACACAGUACAGUGCCAUCCCUUUAUCCGUGAUGAUUCUUGCCCUCCUCCUCAUGUUCAUCGUGUCUGUGUUUGUGGCCGCAGGAUUGUUCGUGACGAUGAAAAAGAGACAUCAGAAGAAUGAGAAUGAGCACAACAACUCCAUGAACGCUUGCAUCAGCUCUCUCAACAUGGAGUACGGCCUUUACAAGAAGGCAUCCAUCCCCAAAGUCAGGACGUCCGCUGGACACGUGUAUGAGUACAUCCCACCUCCCACAGACACCGCAUGCAGAACUGCCGCUCCCACGCCGACGGACAACAAAUCAGUGGAUGGAUUUAGGGACUUUGAUGAGUUGAGCGGCGCCUUUCUGGGCAACUCGGACGAGGAGGCCGUCAGUAAUGUAAUAAGCCCAGAAUACAGUGCCACUACUCCAGAGCCUCUUAACAAGCCGUCCACCCCUCACCAAGACGGCCCGUGUUACUACAGAGACGCACACGAGCCUGACAAGCACACACGCUACAGCAAUACGCUACCAUGCAGGCACACAGCGCAUGCAUCGAGUCAGUAUACCUCAGACUUUGAUGCAAGGCACCAGUACGUGCAGCCAGAGAGAAUACAACAGACAAUACUCUAUUGCACGGCACCAAGUACUGUUUAUGUGGAGCCCAACAGGAGCGAGUACUGGGAACUUAAGGCAAAGCUCCACAUUGAUCCUGAUUACCUUGAGGUUCUCGAAAAGAGAACCACAUUUACACAGUUCUGAGAGACUCGACCCCUGUCGGUCAUCGUGGAUGCAUCGAAGCAAUGGAUCUAUUUUAAUCAGGAAACCAUGUUUAAAAAAAGACUGACAAAACUAUUUUCUCACCUUUAUUAUGACAGAACAUUAACAGUAUGCAUUUCUGGGAAUCGUGCUUUACAGAAUUGAUUAAUAAAGGGGAACACUACUCAAUUUCAAAGCAUAACUUUAUCACGCUCUGUUUAAACAGUUUGGUUAUAAGUCAUAAACAAAAACAAAGAAGAGCCUGAUCACUUAUGCACCUUGCGAUGUGCGUUUAGAUAUUUUCUUCUAUGAUUCAUGAAAGAAACACAUUCACAAAUACCAAUGACUCAACCCAUCAUAAAAUACAUCCUGGAGCCGCCUCAUUGGCUUGAUGUGAGACCGAAGCUUUUACCAGUAAAAUUAGCUGUAUUUCCAAAGUGUCAAUGAAGCGUGUUCUCUUCCCAAAAUAAACCAGGUUUGUUUUGCAAACAUGUGCAUGACUCCGAGCUCUGUUUUUUUGUUUUUUCCCUCCUCAAAUUUAUUCACGAUGAAACUCACACAUGAGACUAAAACAAAUUAAUUCUGCAAGUAAAUCUAUCUGUGACCAGAGUGUAGGCGGGAACAAGAGUCGUGUGUGCCCACGCGUCCUGUGUGACGACAUGUUGUGCUCCAGUCAUGUACAGAGGUAUUUCUUCCCACAGGAAGCACAGCUCUGGGAUCAUAACAUUCUAACCAUGAGAUCAUGCAACAUAUUCUAAUGCAUUAUCUCAAAUCACAGCUUAUGAGGCCAGUAAAUCUCUUGUGCUCUCGUGUUUGCAGAUUUGGACAAGAAUAAUUAGUGUGUGUGCUAAAAAUAAACCGAAGCAACCUGCUGCUUGUACCACAGGGUAAUCUGUGAAAAUCAGUGGUGUUCCCCUGUGAGUCUCCCUCCACAUCUCCAGCACUUUUGGAUUAAAGACACGUGUUGUAUUGGUUUUGAACGUCAGUAUUGUAGCUGUUCACGGAGAUGUUGUAACUAAAAGAUUAUCCAAACAAAGAAAAAUAAGCUUUAAAUGUCCCAUAUGUCUGCAAAUGCAUUUUCUGGCAUUUUUACAUGAACACGCAGCCUGAAAACACACUUGCUGUCUAUAAUUCAUGAAGGAUAAUGAGCGUCUUCAUUCAUGCCACGACCAAAGUACUACAGGAAUCAGCUGAUCAGCGUAUGCAAACUUUGACACCCAAAAGAGUGCAUGAAAACACUAUCCUGUGUUAUAUUAAACACAUAAUACCACAUGCUCUCUUCGUUAAGUCUGGCUACAACUGCAAUUGUCAUCCAGUUACAAUGCAUCUGAUCACAUUUACAAUACAAUAUGAGUAAAAAACUCUCCAUACUCCUCUGUUUGAGUUUUAAAACGUUUAAAUCGUAUAUGAGCCUCAGGCUUAUGUAUACAUAUUUUAAAUGACUGCAUAUUUUUAUACAAACAAAUGUGGAUAUUGAUUUUUUUUGGCUGUUCUUUCUUUUCUUUCCUCCUUUUUCUUCUGGAAAGAAAAUGCACUAUUGACUUCUACAGGUCAACAACGAUGUCACUUUCUGAAAUGCACGCCAUGGUAACACGUGCAUAGAGCCAUAGAAGUAGGUUUGAUAACUGCAUACAAACAAGUAACACAUGGUAGAAAAAUAAUGUUGCACUAUGCAUAGAUAUAUAUAUAUAUAUAUAUAUAUAUAUAUAGAUUAUACUUAGACAAUCCCACAGCUCAUGCUUUUCUGAAACUUUAUAUGAUUUUGUACAUACUGCAUUGCAAUGAGAAACACGGCGUCAUUACGCAUCAUUGUUUAUCUCGUCUUUUCUCUGUGUGGUAUGAAAUCCGGCGGUCUCUCUCUCUUUUUACGGAGGAUUGAUAUGUGCUGCUACACAUGGGGUGCGAGAGCUUUAGCUGUUGGACUGAAAAGCACAACGAACGAAUAGCAGAAGCUGAAUGAGUGGAGUCAUGUUUAUGCAUGAACAUGUCCAAUGCUCCGAAAGGAAAGUAAGCACAUCAUCCAGUCAUAAUGCAGUCUAACCAAUUUCUGGGUCAAUACUGUAAGCCAAGAAAAUGUGACUUUCCCUGAGAGUUUAAUACACGGCGUGAAUUCACAUCCCAUGCAGUAUAAUGCACUGAGCCUGUCAUCUUAACUCAGCUAAUUAGCGGACAUGGUGUAUCUGGACCCUGUCAGCACGUCACCAAGUAUUGCACUGCAGCAUUAGUCACAGUGUUUAUCAAGGAUACAGUCUUGGUUUGUUGCCUUUCACAUUUCUCUGCCAUUCCGUGAUUAUUUUGUCACUUGACCCGUCUCUGCUCUCUGGAAAUUCCGCAGAACAAAUGAAAUGAAAUCCACAAAGUGAUUGCAUGGUGGUGUGAACCUGCACGGGGGUUUGGGGGCGAUGAAACGUGCUGCGUGUAGGAUUUGUUUUGUAUCAAUAUGUCGCUGUGAAGUUAGUGGUGAAAACACUGUAAACCUGCAAACAUGCGCAGGCACAUACACACCGUGGUUUUUGAAAUUGUGAACAGUGGCUGGUAUUUGGAUACUAGUCUGAACUCUGAAGUUGAUCUUUUAUAAUGUAAAUUUUGUACAACCAAACUAAUGCAGUAUGUAAACAAUAAAAUGUACCUCCGCCAAGGCCCAACAGCCCCUUUAAAUUCAAUCAAGCUGCAGGAUCCAUGAAUUAUUUGGUUAAUUGGAGAAAAUGUAAAAGACAGUGAAAAUAAAAACUCCUGGAUUUCAAAAUUUAAUGGGACCCCUCUUGGCCUGUUUUUCAUCCCUCCACCAAAUUUCGUGGAAAUCCGUUUUGUAGUUUUUGCGUAAUCGUGUUCUCAGACAGACAGGGGUGAAAACGUAACCUUCAUGGCGGAGGUAAUAACAAAUGUGUGCAGGACAAAUAAUUGCCUUUUGCAAUCAGAAAAAUCCUUCUGAGAAGAAUUUUAACAUUUUAUUUGUUUGCAAUUUUGUCAAGGUUACUGUGCAAUGGAAACAGUAUGCGCUGUAUAUAUAAGCAAUUUGUAUUUUUUCUUUCUUUCUUGUAUCUUUUUGUAAUUGAUGAAGAAAGUGAUGAUUUUUUUUGUUUUAUUUUAUCUGUCACACAUGAGAUUGUGAAUACUUGUAAUCCAAAAAGAAAUGUGACUAUCCUGGGGUGAUGCGCAAAAUGUUAGAUUUGCAAAGGAGAAGAGAUCCAGUCAGUGUCUUACUCCUAUUGUUUGUUGGUUUUCAUAUGAUUACAUAACACCGAUUUUCUUUUUUUCAAUGUCAACCUCUAAUUUGUAAAUAGAACACAUUCAUCAGCAUUUUACCAACUCGUGUCGGCUCUGAAAAAGAAAAAAAACCUGGUCUCAUAUUGCAAAGAAAACCAGUGCAACUAGGAAUAUGUGGGGUAAAUAUAUCUACAGUGUGUUGUUUCUUUAGCUGUUAGCUGAUGAAUAAAAGAUAUGCAUUCA
Molecule: messenger RNA, 6370 nt
Organism: Hippoglossus stenolepis (Pacific halibut)
Lineage: Eukaryota; Metazoa; Chordata; Actinopteri; Pleuronectiformes; Pleuronectidae
Gene: slitrk5b
Product: SLIT and NTRK-like family, member 5b
Exons: 2
Coding region: 320-2923 (867 amino acids)
Biological process (GO): regulation of presynapse assembly; axonogenesis; positive regulation of synapse assembly
Cellular component (GO): membrane
Molecular function (GO): protein binding
Source: RefSeq, a predicted model, not a curated record